Molecule: messenger RNA, 1002 nt
Organism: Annulohypoxylon maeteangense
Lineage: Eukaryota; Fungi; Ascomycota; Sordariomycetes; Xylariales; Hypoxylaceae
Product: Pre-mRNA-splicing factor of RES complex-domain-containing protein
Exons: 2
Coding region: 1-1002 (333 amino acids)
Biological process (GO): mRNA splicing, via spliceosome
Cellular component (GO): RES complex; U2-type spliceosomal complex
Molecular function (GO): RNA binding
Source: RefSeq, a predicted model, not a curated record
AUGUCGUCUUACCUAUCCAACUACCUCGCAACGCACUACCUCGUCGCAGACCCCAAACCCAGCAAAAAGCGCAAGCGCAAACAAGACGCGACAUCCGGUCUCGUCAUAGCCGACGAGUCCGAAGAAUCGAACUGGGCGCGGGCCUCACAGGCCCAAAACGACGACGACGCCGCCGUCGUAGCAGGAACCAGCACCGACUUCCGCAAAUCCAAAAAGUCCGCGUGGAAAGUCGUCGGCGGCUCCGCCCCUAACCAACAACCCAGCACAACAGCCGAAGACGCAGACUCCGCCCAACGCGCCGACGCAAUCCUCGCCUCCGCGGCCCUCGAAGCAAGCACCGCGCAAGCCUCCGCCUCCGCCUCCGACGCCCCCACAGUCCUCAUGUCCGACGGCACACACGCAGGCCUGCAAACCGCGUCGGCAGUAGCCACGCAACUAUCCCUUCGCCGCCAAGCCGAACGGAGCACCUUCCCCUCCUCUCACAAAGAAGCGGAGACAGUCUACCGGGACGCGACGGGGCGGCGGGUAGACGUGUCGAUGAAGCGGGCGGAGCUGCGCAAGGCAGCGCAGGAGGCGGCGAGGGCGGAGGAAGCGAAGAAGGAGGCGAUGAGGGGGGAUGUGCAGAUCGAGGCGAGCCGGCGGAGGAGGGAGGAGCUGGAAGAUGCGAAGGUGAUGGCGGUGGCGCGACAUGCGGAUGAUUUGGAUUUGAACCGGGAGAUGAAGGAUGCGGUGCGGUGGGGGGAUACCAUGGCGCAGUUUAUAGAGCCGCGGAGCGGUGGGGGAGGUGGUGGAGGAGGGGGGGGGAGUGGGAAGGGGGAGAAGAGGAUGAAGGGGAAACCGGUGUAUAAAGGGGCGUGGACGCCGAAUCGGUAUGGGAUUAAGCCGGGGUAUCGGUGGGAUGGGGUUGAUAGGGGGAAUGGGUUUGAGGGGGAGAGGUUCAAGGCGAUUAAUAGGCGUGAGAGGAAUAAGGGGUUGGAGUACUCGUGGCAGAUGGACGAGUAA